Salvia splendens (bonfire salvia) is the source of this 2116-nucleotide messenger RNA. Its product is annotated as magnesium transporter MRS2-5. The record is from RefSeq and is a predicted model, not a curated record. Gene Ontology annotation, biological process: magnesium ion transport. Gene Ontology annotation, molecular function: magnesium ion transmembrane transporter activity. The transcript is spliced from 7 exons. Lineage: Eukaryota; Viridiplantae; Streptophyta; Magnoliopsida; Lamiales; Lamiaceae. The coding region runs from base 429 to 1694 and encodes 421 amino acids.
CCGGAAACUUCGUAACGUGCUGCCUCUCUCUCUCCCUCUCUCUCUCUCUGCCACACACACACACACACACACGGACUCCACUUCCAACAAGCGGGACAGUUCAGAGUGAAUCGAGAAUCUCCAUAAACCAAAUUCAUUGAAUCAAAGAGGAUUCUUGUGACGAACGGUAUGAUCUUUUCCAACCGCCUUCCUAUACACACAAUAUACAUAUGCUAUCUAGAUUAAGCAACGGAGGUGGAGGGUUUUGUCAUUAGAAAUCAAUUCUACAUGAUAUUACCAGAUUAGAUAAGAGAUGGCAUUUUCAAGAAUCGAGCUUUAUCUGCAUUUGUAGAAUGCAGGCACUAGCAUACAUCUUGAAGUCGACCGAUGAAGAGAACUCUUGGAUGUGAAGGUCUGGAUGAGAUAAAGGAGAGAAUAAGUCUAACAAAAUGGCUCAACCCGGAGCUCCAUCUUUCGGUGCUGAUCCUGAAUCUUUCGUAUCUUCUCUGAACCCUUCGAGCUAUUAUGUUAAUACUAUUGGGAGGCACAAUGCAUGUGGGGCUGGAUUUCCAGGCUUAAAGAAGAGAACUCAUAAUCUUGGAAAUCGGUCUUGGAUAUUGAUUGAUACCAAAGGGAACUUGGAAGUUGUGGAACUGGAUAAGUCUACUGUCAUGAGGCGUUGUUCAUUGCCUUCCAGAGAUCUCAGACUUCUGGAUCCUUUGUUCAUCUAUCCCUCCUCGAUAUUAGGUCGUGAGAAGGCUAUUGUUGUGAGUCUUGAACAGAUUAGGUGCAUAAUCACAGCUGAUGAGGUUAUAUUGAAAAACUCUGUAGAAGAGUCAGUGCAACAGUACAAAUAUGAGCUGUGCAAGCGUCUUGAGGUAUCCAAAGAUAAUUAUGAUUAUCUACCUUUCGAGUUCAGGGCUUUGGAGGUUGCUUUGGAACAUACAUGUAUGUCACUUGAUGCUCAGGUUAAAGAUUUAGAAUUGGACAUAUAUCCCGUGCUUGAUGAAUUGGCCUCAUCCAUAAGCACCCUCAAUCUGGAGCGUGUACGUAGAUUCAAAGGGAGCCUUCUGGCCUUGACUCAGCGAGUGCAAAAGGUUUGUGAUGAAAUAGAGCAUCUGAUGAACGAUGAUGGUGACAUGGCGGAGAUGUAUCUAACUGAGAAGAAAGAAAGAAGGGAUAUACUUACCGACAGUGAUACAUGCAAUCCAGUCAAUAUCUCAGAAGAUGUAAAUUUUGGAUCCAAAUCUGCUCCUGUUUCUCCAGUGGGAUCAUAUAGUGGAGUUCACAGAUUGCAGAGAGCAUUAAGCACCAUGAGUACCAGCAAACACGGAAGCUUCUUGAGCUCUUCUUCUGCUGCAGAAAAUAUCGAUCAGCUUGAGAUGUUACUCGAAGCAUACUUUGUUGGCAUAGACAACACACUCAACAAGUUGCUAUCGCUUAAAGAGUAUAUUGAUGAUACUGAGGAUUUAAUCAACAUAAAGCUGGGAAAUGUCCAGAAUCAGCUGAUUAAAUUUGAGUUACUUCUCACAGCUGCUACCUUCGUGACUACCAUGUUUGCCGUCGUGACUGCAGUUUUUGGAAUGAAUUUCAAAGACACUGUGUUCGACGAGCCCUCUACAUUUAAUUGGGUACUUAUAAUUUCUGGAGUCUGUUGUGUAGUGGUGUACAGUCUCUUUUUGAUCUAUUUCAGGCACAAAAAAGUCAUCCCUUAGUGGUAUAUGUUACUCAAGUUACAUUCUUUCUCAGGAAUUGUCAAUUGAUUGGUCAUUGCUGCCUAUGGUUUACAUUUUGAGCAAAAAAAUUCUCCUAGUUUCUGCAUUUGGUUGAAAAUGUCGAGUUUUGUUGGAGAAAAACUAGUCAUUUUAGUUGAGUUCUUUCUGUUUUCCACCAGACGUUCGAGCGAUGUUUCAUUCGAUGCCCAUGAAUCAUUUAGUUGUCCUUCCUGCAGACCUCCAUCAAGAACAUUCCUAAUUUGGCAAAAAAAACACAUCUUUAUUUUUUGACCUCAUUGCUUUGUAUCUGUACAAGUAAGCUAUAUAUAUACACUCAAUAUUUAUGGUACCAGUUUGCAGCUGAAAUGUACAUCACAAUCAAAAUUUAAAAUUAAAACCAGAGCCUGAUUUCAUUCUCUCUA